CAGUCAACAGAACAAAAAGAGGAAGCAGCACGUUGUUCAGACGAGUUUCAGCCUCGAGCGGAGACGACAGAAACAACAUGAAGCUGCUGAACUACGUGUUCAUUGUCCAUCUGAGCUACUGUCUCUGUCAAGACCCAACUGAUGGAAAUAACACAGGGGGAGUAAUGCUGAAGGAAUUCAAAGGUGACCCUCACGUUCACCACAGUAAAUGCCGCUGGACCCUCCGGUUGCCUGGAAACAGGAGCGGUGAUGUGGUGCCGCUCUCGUCCAACUCCACAGAUUCGUUGGUCGAGCAGAUCUGUCAGGACCUCGACUGUGGACGUGUCUAUCAUGUGGACAAAACCAGAUCCCCCCCCAACGCCACCUGCUUCCACGACUGCUUGUACAAAGACCACCGUUUGCAGAACUGUACGCAGAGUGUGAGCAGUGAAUGCACGGUGAUCACUGCAGCCGUUUGUGGCCACCAGGCUGUGUGGCUGGCUGAAGGGCCCGACCGCUGUGCUGGACGUGUGGAGGUGUGGAGAGAGGGCCAACGGGGAACAGUGUGUGACGACGGCUGGGACCUGAGGGAUGCCGACGUGGUGUGCGCCCAGCUGGGCUGUGGUUACGCCCUCAGUGUGACGGGACAGGGCGGCUCCUUCCCCCCGGGCAGAGGAUCCGUCCUCCGGGACGAGCUGAACUGUUCGGGCCAUGAGGAGAACCUGUGGGCCUGCCAGGCCUCACAGGAGGAGCCCGACUGUGGACACAAAGAGGAUGCUGGGGUCACAUGCUCAGAGAUGAGAGCCAUCCGACUGACUGGAGGUGCAGACCGCUGCUCUGGGAAACUGGAGGUUCACCGUAAUGGCAGCUGGGGCACGGUGUGUGACAACUGCUGGAAUGAACGUCUGGCCUCCAUGGUGUGCUCCAUGCUGCAGUGUGGCACCACAGCGCAGAACUUCUCCCAGUUCGUUCCUCCUCUCGUCCACAACCAGGGGCCACAGUGGUACUACCGGUGCGACCCGGGGCAUCAGGACCUGUGGCAGUGCAGGGAGAUCGUCAACAGAAUCCACUUGUGUAAGGACUCCAAAGCAUCAGGGGUCAUCUGUGAAGGUUCUCUUGGGAUUCUUCCAGCGACCAAAACUAAUUCUCCAGGGAUGACCAGUUGGACGGCAGUCCCAGCAGCAACAACAAGAGUCACCCCUUUACAAGCUUUACUCUCAGCGUUUCCUGUGCCCCUCAUCUUCAUCACUGUGUGUCUGCUGCUCCUCGUGUUGCUGAUCACUAACACGGUGCUGUGCUGCCACUACAGGAGGAGACACGCGUUUUUGCUCCAGCAGAGCCGCACCAGCCCUCGACCGCGUCGCCUCAACAACUACCAUGAAACUGUCGACCUGGUCAAAGUCACCGCCCACAACCAGCAGCAGACAAAUGUCCCCACGGAUCCCAGGUACCUGUGGACCCAGCGUAGUAGUGUUGACAGCACAUCAGUAGAUACAGACUAUGAGCAGGGUGACCCAAGCAAUGAGCCGUCUAUCCUUUUAUCGACCUUUCGGAAUUCUCAGCGAUACAGAAACCACACAAACCCUUCGCCGGGGCCUUCAGGUGCUGACGCCCUCUGUCCGGAAGGCCCUGCACCAACACAUAAAGACACAGGAGCCAGCGGAGGCCCCCCCGAUGCUCAACAGGCCCGAGCGUCAAUGAUCUCAGUGGAUUCAUUUGAAACCUCCAGCACCUCAUCUGGGGAGAACUACGAAAACAUAAACAACAGCAAAUACAUCAAUGUCACUCCUGGUCGGUUCGAUUCCUUCACGUCUGUGGUUCAAUAUCCUGGACUGGACCAGUCGUCUGCUGCCAGCGAAGCUCCCGAUCCUUCAAGGUUCCUCUUCAGAAAUUGUCAACAUCAGCCGGCACAAGCAACAAACCUGAGUUCAAGUGAUGAAGAUGACGGCCCCCUCUACUCUCCGGUGAGUCCUGACUGAAACUCUUCAUCGUCAUCACACAGUGGAGGAGACUCAACGUCACACAGACCCAGACCGAAGAGAACACAAAGACACAUCUGUGAAAUUACCCUGUACAGAAAACCCCCACUGUGAAUUUACAUGUAAAAACCAAAUAUCUCUCCAGACCCUGAGAAAAAAUUAAAUACAAUGAUCGUAACGGAGGUAAAAGUUUUAAAUAAUUGUGAUUUCGCAUCUCGACGCUGGAUUUUUCAGAACAGUCUGAAUUGCUUUGAAAAUGUAAUUUUUACUUUAGCAAAUAAAGGAAUGAAUAAAUAACAUUUUAAAAACUAAAUUAAAAAUGAUGGUUUACUCA
This is a messenger RNA of Hippoglossus stenolepis (Pacific halibut), 2292 nucleotides long. RefSeq names its product T-cell differentiation antigen CD6. The record is from RefSeq and is a predicted model, not a curated record. The transcript is spliced from 13 exons. Bases 78 to 1958 code for a protein of 626 amino acids. Gene Ontology annotation, cellular component: membrane. Lineage: Eukaryota; Metazoa; Chordata; Actinopteri; Pleuronectiformes; Pleuronectidae.